This is a messenger RNA of Pelobates fuscus (common spadefoot toad), 3575 nucleotides long. RefSeq names its product cortactin (gene CTTN). The record is from RefSeq and is a predicted model, not a curated record. NCBI's taxonomy places the organism in Eukaryota, Metazoa, Chordata, Amphibia, Anura, Pelobatidae. The transcript has 17 exons. The coding region runs from base 93 to 1736 and encodes 547 amino acids. Gene Ontology annotation, cellular component: actin filament; cortical actin cytoskeleton; plasma membrane. Gene Ontology annotation, molecular function: actin filament binding. Gene Ontology annotation, biological process: regulation of actin filament polymerization.
CGGGAGAGACAGGAAGUGGGAUCGCAGCUCAGCGCCGAAUCCCGACACCUCCCUUCCUCAGCCACAGCCGGGGUACAGCACCGAGAGCCAGGAUGUGGAAAGCAGCUGCAGGACACUCUCUUUCCAUCUCUGCUGAUGACACAGACGAUUGGGAGACUGAUCCAGAUUUUGUGAACGAUUUAAGUGAAAAGGAACAGAGAUGGGGAGCAAAAACCGUAGAAGGAUCUGGUCACCAAGAACACAUCAACAUCCACACUCUGAGAGAUAAUGUGUCUCAGGAGCACCAGUCCCUGAAAGAACAUGAGCUGCAGUCUGGACCACAAGCUUCUCAUGGUUAUGGUGGGAAGUUUGGGGUGGAGAAGGACCGUAUGGACAAAUCUGCAGUUGGCCAUGAAUAUCAGUCCAAACUAUCCCAGCAUUGCUCACAGUCGGAUGCGGUGAAGGGCUUUGGUGGGAAAUUCGGGGUUCAAACAGAUCGAGUGGAUCAGUCUGCAAUGACCUUUGAUUACCAAGGGAAGACCGAAAAGCAUGCAUCCCAGAAAGAUUAUGCCAGUGGAUUUGGCGGAAAAUAUGGGGUGCAGGCUGACCGUGUAGACAAAAGUGCCGUUGGUUUUGACUACAAGGGCAAGACGGAGAAACAUGAAUCUCAGAAAGAUUAUACUACUGGAUUUGGGGGAAAGUUUGGCGUGCAGGCAGAUCGCGUGGACAAGAGUGCCGUUGGAUUUGACUAUCAGGGAAAGACUGAGAAACACGAGUCACAGAUAGAUUAUUCCAAAGGCUUUGGCGGUAAAUACGGUGUUGACAAAGACAACGUGGACAAGAGUGCUGUUGGGUAUGAGUACCAGGCCAAGCCGGAGAAACAUGAAUCCCAGAAAGACUAUGUGAAAGGGUUUGGAGGAAAGUUUGGUGUACAGACAGACAGACAAGACAAGUGUGCGCUUGGCUGGGAUCAUCAAGAGAAACUGCAACUACAUGAGUCCCAAAAAGAUUAUUCUAAGGGGUUUGGUGGAAAGUAUGGUGUGCAGAAAGAUCGGAUGGACAAGGCCGCAGCAUCAUUUGAAGAUGUUGAGAAAGUUGCUCCAGCCUAUCAGAGGACACGGCCAGUGGAAGUCGAGGGGAAUAAAGCCAGUAGCAUUCGAGCAAACUUCGAGAACCUGGCGAAGGACAAAGAGCAGGAAGACCGCAAGAAAGCAGAAGCAGAGAGAGCACAGAGGAUGGAACGAGAACGGCAAGAACAGGAACAGGCAAGGAAGAAUUUGGAGGAACAAGAGAAAGCUAAGCCCGUGACUCCUGCAUCUCCUCCAAGACCUGCAUCUCCUCCAAGACCUCGCCAUGUGGUAGAAGAGCCCCCGGAAAGCCCUGUGUAUGAGGAUGCGACUCCAGUUUAUGAAAAGAAGCCUGAAAGCCCUCCUCGGGCUACCGAGCCCGUGUAUACGGAGGAGGCUACGUACCAGGAGGCCAUAAGCCAAGGAAAGGAUGUUCAUGAUGCGGAGGCAGUGUACGAAACCACGGAUGAUUACCAGGAUGUGGAAAAUACUUAUGCUGAGUAUGAAGGAGAUUUGGGGACUACAGCUAUUGCCCUCUACGAUUAUCAAGCAGCUGGUGAUGACGAGAUCUCCUUUGACCCCGAUGACAUUAUCACAAAUAUCGAAAUGAUCGAUGAUGGUUGGUGGAGAGGCCUCUGCAAGGAACGUUAUGGGUUGUUCCCAGCGAAUUACGUGGAACUUCGCCAGUAAAACACCAGUUCUUUAGUCUAACUGCACUCUCUCAUAGCAAGGAAGGUUUCCGCAGCCUGCCAGUCUGGCUUAACACCUUGUGGUUCUUUGCAGUGCCGGGACAUGUGCCAUCUUGUGCAGAGAUGGCCAUAACUCUCUCUUUUGAGUUUUGCCGUAAUCAACUGUGCUGGAUUCUUACCUUACAAAUCAUGUUAUCUAUAUUUUGUUUGUUUUUUCUUUUUCGGAGUGGGAGCAGUAUUUUUUCUUAUUUUUUAUAUUAAGAAAUCGUAUGUUAAGCUUUUACAGAGCAGUUUUUCCUGCAGGCUUCCUUUUAAGCCUUACGAGUACCUGAGUGAUGUGGAUCAUGAAUGCAAUGCACAUCCCUCUGGUCCUUUAACCGCCGGUGCUGGAUGUGCCUCCUAUGCAUUGGUAAUUGGUUAAGGUUGAAUAUGUGCCUCAUGCUGUUUGGGUGGCUUCACACCUCAUGGCUCAGAUUUUUAAGCUUUACAAACCCUGUGAGCAAGAAUAGAGGCUACCUUUAUUCCAGUCCUAAAGUUUACAUUCAGUGCUUUUCGUCUGCAGCAAACUGGUCUUAACGUUUGUGUUCCUGCGUGGUUAACAUGCUAUCAUAGUCUGCUAUAGUACAUGCUACAAAUAUUAAGUUCUGCUGGCUAAGUCAUGCUUUCACUAGCUGAACUUAGUGUGUCCGCUCUGUCUAUGGGGAUUUGCAGGUAUUGGUUUCCUUGGAUUAGCACCUCUAAGUGAACAAUACUGCAAAUAUUUAGGUAUGUCAUUCUGGAGGAGAUUUCUGGGGCCUUCUGGGACUUUUUAAUGGAAAUAAGUCAAGUGUACUAGACGGCGUGUGCUCAUAAUAUAAUUCUCGUGACACAAAUACAUCAUUUUACGUUAGUGCCAUGCUUUUCCUCUGCUCCAACACAGUGAGAAUUCUCUGAUUUUACGGAUGUUCAAACAGCUCCUUCACUUCAUAUCUAUCUUCUCGUCAACUCCGAUCCUUUCAGUGUUACCAAAAAUGCCAUAAAAACAAAAUGCACAGACUGCACUGCUUCCAAAACCUGAUUCAUCUGCUUUUAAAAAUCUAUUGAGUAGGAAAAAGGUCAUUGCUAAGGGUCAAAUACUGUUUUUAACAUGAAUUCUUAUACAUUUUGCAUUUUUUUUUCAGCGGUUCCGUUGCACUUUUUAAAUAGACAUUUUGCUACAAUUCCUGAAAGAUUAGCGUAGUCUAUUCUUCACUACAGGCAGUUUUGCUAUAAUCCACCUCAAUCGAUGUAUUUUGCUCCAGGUAAAUGACAUCCCUCCUACUAUAUGGUUUAUAUAUAAAAGUUCUGGACCAUUUAAUAGCCUGAAGCCAGAAGGUGUAACUGUGGCAUACAUUUCCCAUGUUGCACCACACCUGAGAGUUAUUAUGGGUAAUGUCUUUACAUGCAAUGUCCUGUUUAGUUGUCAUUGAUGUAGAGCCUGCAUAGCAAGCAUUUGUCAUUCCAGAUAUUAUUUAAACUUGAAACCCCAAUAUCCUCAGCAUUCUUUUUAACCAGGAAACGCCAACAAUUAACUCUUCAGUUGCUGGACUCUCUGUGGUGUUCUUAGAAUGACCAGAGGAGGAUGUUGGGACUUUAGAAAUGGUCCGUUGACUGCGCCUUCUAUACUGUAUGGGUUUAGAUGUUGCCUGCUCCUGGUGUAAAAGAUGUGGUGAGCUCCCGUAGCAGUGUAACACAAGCUGGGUGGGUUUUUAUGCUGUUUCUUUGAUCUGGGUUUUGCAUACAGCAUUUCAUGGAUGAUCUAUAAUUUUGUAAAUGAAGCUUCAAUAAAGUUUUUUUUUUUUUGUUCUUUUUUUCCAUCUAA